CGUCGAUUUCGUACCUGCGCCUGGCGUCGUCACAUGCGCUGGAGGAUCGUGCCCAGACAAGCGACGCAAAGCAAAGCACAUUCAAAAGCUCUCAAUCGCCCGUUACAGAGGAAUACAUCUUCCUUGACCCUGAUCCUCGCGUUGGUGUCCUGUUCAGCAUCCGUAGCAACCUCUCCAGUCAUAUGCCACUCCCUUCGCUGAACCGAAAGUGUCAACCUCGCUGACUCUCGGCGGCUGUGGCACGUACCGCCCUCUGCGAGGCGCAAGGCAGCAUCAUUACCAGCUCCAGACAUACGUCGUGCUCCCUAGCACACAAGGAAGCCUCUGCACAGGAACCGGGGCAGGGGACACUCUUGCAUACGUGACCUAAUCCAUCUGACAGCGGCUAAGUUAUACGUGGAACUAGCCACAUCAAGUCUUCAUCAUGGCUGCUUCUCUCCAGCAGGAAACCACAAUUCUACCCUAUAUACCACCCCGCACCUCGUCGCACCGCCGCCAAAGCUCCUCAGGCACUGCAUUUUUACCCGAAGAUUUGAACAUCGUCCCUGCCGGCCCCUCCAGCAGCCCAAACAGACCCAAGUCCAUGAGCGCGAACAAGAGGAUGAGCGGGACCGCCACAUCCACUACGACAACAACCACAACGGCGGCUGCAGGCCAGCAGGCGUUGAAUGGAGUAGGCAGCAGUGGCAACAAGUUCAACGCGGGAGCCGGUGCGACUCGCUUCCCCUUCAAAGCGAAAAGUGCUUACUUUACCUCGUCGCAUACAGAAUUUCAAGCCGCCCUCGCCGCUAGCGGUAACAACAACAACGAAAGAGAUCCCAAGCGCGUGUCGCAGCCGAUCUCCUCACCUCCACGGGACUCGUCGUUGUUGCGCACGAGCAGACCGAAGAGCCUGUCGAGCCCGUUCGAAGGCAAGGAAAAGCUAGUCUUGGAAGGAAACGGCCCAUUCGAGCCGCCCAGGAACUUUGGAGACAAAUUCAUUGAUGGGAAGGUGCCCACAUGGACAGCAGAAAAAGAAGGCAUCCUCAUGGGGCCAUAUGAUUAUUUGUACGGGCAUCCAGGGAAGGACAUCAGAGCGCAACUGAUUGCAGCGUUCAAUGUGUGGCUCAAAGUGCCGGAUUCGAGUCUGGCUAUCAUCACAAAAGUGGUAGGCAUGCUUCACACGGCAAGCUUGCUCGUCGACGACGUCGAAGACUCUUCGCUCCUACGCCGAGGGAACCCGGUCGCACAUUCCAUCUUCGGUACGGCACAAACUAUAAACUCUGCGAAUUACGUCUACUUUCUUGCGCUUCAACAACUUACCGCUCUCCCCCACGCCAACUUCGCCAUCCAGAUCUUCACCGAGGAGCUUCUUAUGCUGCAUAGAGGACAAGGCAUGGACCUUUUCUGGCGAGACACGCUCACCUGCCCAUCUGAGGAUGAUUACCUCGAGAUGGUGUCUAACAAAACUGGAGGUUUAUUCAGGCUGGCAAUCAAACUCAUGCAGGCAGAGUCGCCGGUAGCGGACCGCAUAGAUUGCGUUCCACUCGUCUCGACGAUCGGAUUGCUCUUCCAGAUUCUAGAUGACCUGCUCAACCUCUCGUCGCCUACAUACACGCAACGCAAGGGCCUGUGCGAAGACCUUACGGAGGGUAAAUUUUCUUUCCCAGUCAUUCAUGCGAUCCGCGCGGAUCCUUCCAAUCGCGUCCUUAUCAAUAUCCUUAGGCAGAAGACUACCGACGAGGAAGUCAAGAAGUACGCUGUUAGCUACAUGGAGCGCAUGGGAAGCUUUAGCUACACACGCAAGGUGCUCGGCGUGCUCGAGCAGAAGGCUUUAAGUCUUGUGAGAGAGGGCGAGAUGCUUGUCGGCGGCGAGGAGGGAAGGAGAGGCGCCGAGAAGAUCAAAGGUAUCUUGGGCAUGUUGAAAGCGCUCUAGGUAUUUCUUGUAAGAGUUGGGAAUCUAUAGAUUGGAGCUACAGAUCUUUGGUUCAUUGUUGGUGGUUCUGUUCUUGGUUGUACUUUGAGGGAAGUGCUUGUAUAUGCUUUGCGUGUGGACUGUAAGACGGCAUCGUCGGGUCGAGGCGAUUUGGGAGGGACAGAUUUUGGAAUAUACCCGGUAGCGCAUGGUUGACAGCUGCCACUGAAAGCUGCCACAUACCCAAUGUAAUAAUGGAUCGCUCCUUGAGCACAAGUCACGCUUUCGUUCUCUUUGUACAUAGGCACAUCUCCUAUAUUGCACUGUGAGGAAGUGGGAGCUGUAGGAUGCCACAUAUGACACACGGUAGCAAGUCAGGAAAGACGAAUAGCUAAUCGAUUGUCGUUUACUAGUAGUCAUGAA
Verruconis gallopava is the source of this 2317-nucleotide messenger RNA. RefSeq lists its product as uncharacterized. The transcript is spliced from 2 exons. The record is from RefSeq and is a predicted model, not a curated record. Gene Ontology annotation, biological process: isoprenoid biosynthetic process. NCBI's taxonomy places the organism in Eukaryota, Fungi, Ascomycota, Dothideomycetes, Venturiales, Sympoventuriaceae. Gene Ontology annotation, molecular function: prenyltransferase activity. The coding region runs from base 425 to 1915 and encodes 496 amino acids.